Nothobranchius furzeri (turquoise killifish) is the source of this 703-nucleotide messenger RNA. RefSeq names its product selenoprotein K (gene selenok). The record is from RefSeq and is a predicted model, not a curated record. Gene Ontology annotation, cellular component: endoplasmic reticulum membrane; Golgi apparatus. Lineage: Eukaryota; Metazoa; Chordata; Actinopteri; Cyprinodontiformes; Nothobranchiidae. Gene Ontology annotation, biological process: endoplasmic reticulum calcium ion homeostasis; calcium ion transport.
UUAUGCAAUUUCCGAGGUAUCUUAAACGCAUCACGCCAUUUUCUUUGGACCCGGAAGUAUAACGUAAAACGUAAACACAGCUGUGAAGGCUUCACGAACGAUGGUGUACGUGGCCAACGGUCAGGUACUGGACAGCAGGGCCCAGUCCCCCUGGAGCCUGUCCCUACUGACUGAUUUUUUGUGGGAAGCAGUGGAGUUUUUCAGCCUUUUUUUUAGGACAAUCAUAGACCCAGACCUGUCGAAGGAUGGAAGCAUCGCUUCAUCACGCUUCAGUGAUGGCAGAGGCCCUCCAGGUCCUCCUGGUGGCAGAAGGCGGAUGGGAAGAAUAAAUCAUCUUGCAGGUCCAACACCUCCACCCAUGGGUGGAGGAGGAUGAGGAAGGUAAACGCCUACACAUGCAGUGUAGGCGUGGGGCGUCACACCGUGUCUGUCUUCUGAGAACAGACAUCACAGUGCUGAAGCCCCUCCUCAUCAGCUGCUACUGUUAUUGACAGUUUCUUGAUGCCUUUCUGGGAAUUCCUAAACACGGGGGCCAGAGUGGUUGAUGCAGCAGCUCUCAGCAUCACUUCCCUAGUUUACAGCAACAUCAGUCUUUGUAUAAAUAUCUAUUACCAUUUUAGUUACAGCCACCUCUCCUGGGAAUCAUCUCCCAGUUUGUCUGUUUCAUAUCCUUGGGUUAAAAUAAAAAACAUAUAUUAAGAGA